Molecule: messenger RNA, 1544 nt
Organism: Botrytis cinerea B05.10
Lineage: Eukaryota; Fungi; Ascomycota; Leotiomycetes; Helotiales; Sclerotiniaceae
Gene: Bcrri1
Product: Bcrri1
Exons: 2
Coding region: 320-1381 (353 amino acids)
Biological process (GO): protein deneddylation
Cellular component (GO): COP9 signalosome; cytoplasm
Molecular function (GO): metallopeptidase activity; protein binding; deNEDDylase activity
Source: RefSeq, a predicted model, not a curated record
GAGGCCGUGUACGAUUAUGGUUCAACCAAGAAAGAGAUCAAGCUUACCAUCCGCGUAGUUAGGUAGGUAGGGUAGAGACAUCUAUUACGCUAUCUGAGUACCGAACAAAGCUCACAAGGCUGCCAUUCAUUAGGAAAGAGCACCGUCAUUCCUUCAACCAUCAAAGCUCUCCAACCACCACCUUACAUCAUCCGGGUCAACAGAUCACUUGAAACGGUGUCACACGGCUGCCCUUAAGCCUUCCGGUCAUCACAAACAACUUUAAAGGACCAGAUACUUCCGACUGAAACUCCUUCAAACAGGAAGUUAUCCAUCAGCCAUGGAUACUGCUUUCAAGACCUGGGAGCUUGACAACAAUGUCCAACUCGUGGAUCCCAACCGCGACGCCCUCUACACCUACGACCCCGAGGAACAAAAGGCUAUUCAAAAUGCCAAACCCUGGAAAACCGAUCCCAACCACUUCAAAAACGUUCGGAUCUCUGCUGUUGCCCUCUUAAAAAUGGUUAUGCACGCACGAUCAGGUGGUUCCAUUGAAGUCAUGGGUUUAAUGCAAGGGAAAAUCGCAGGCGAUACCAUCAUUGUUACAGAUGCAUUCCGUCUACCCGUCGAAGGAACAGAGACCCGAGUCAAUGCCCAGGAUGAAGCAAACGAAUACAUGGUCGAAUAUUUACAACAUUGUAGAGAUCAGGGAAAGCUAGAGAAUGCGGUGGGAUGGUAUCAUAGUCAUCCAGGCUAUGGAUGUUGGUUGAGUGGUAUCGAUGUCGGAACACAAGCUACGCAACAAAUGUUUUCGGACCCCUUCCUGGCUGUGGUCAUCGAUCCUGAUCGCACCAUCUCCGCUGGAAAAGUCGAAAUUGGCGCUUUCAGAACUUAUCCCGAUAACUACAAGCCCACGGAUGCAGGAUCUGGAGAUGGAUACCAAACAAUUCCGCUGGCGAAGAUUGAGGAUUUUGGCGCACACAGCAGCAGAUACUACUCUUUAGAAGUCUCACAUUUCAAGAGUUCAUUAGAUACGCAUCUUUUGGAGUUACUGUGGAACAAAUAUUGGGUUCAAACAUUGAGCCAAAGUCCAUUAUUCACCAACCGCGAAUACAGCAGCAAACAGAUGCUUGAUUUGAGCUCCAAGAUUCGACAAGCUAGUUCCGGUAUUAGUCGCAAUGGAAGAACAACUGCCGGAUCAUCGUUGAGCAAGGGAAUGGAUCAACAACUAGUGAAGGUUGUUAAGGAUAGUAGCAAAAUUGCUGGGGAAGAGAUGACAGGGCUGAAGGCUGGCGAGGUCAAAGCGCAGUUGUUCAACGGGUUAGGCGCGGCGCCAAAGACUGCAGCUGAUCCUGCUGAUCCUGCUGCUCCAAUUGUUCCAGCUGUUCCAGUGGCUGAAUAAUGGAUUAAAAAGACACCUGAUAUUUGGUAAGCUCUAGUGAGCACUGCUUUGGCGCAUGGGUUAAUGAUGGCGUUUUAAGGUCUUAAAUAUACACUGGCCACAGUAGUUUAGAGUGGAAAGAAAUGAAGUUAUGACACACGGCAUCAAUAUGAUCUAUUCUACA